Molecule: messenger RNA, 2739 nt
Organism: Epinephelus moara (kelp grouper)
Lineage: Eukaryota; Metazoa; Chordata; Actinopteri; Perciformes; Serranidae
Product: serine/threonine-protein kinase TAO2-like
Biological process (GO): protein phosphorylation
Molecular function (GO): ATP binding; protein kinase activity
Source: RefSeq, a predicted model, not a curated record
GGCCAUGCCCUCAAGUGCACGGGCGGGCAAUCUGAAAGACCCCGAGGUGGCAGACCUCUUCUGCAAAGAUGAUCCGGAGAAGCUGUUCGCUGACCUCCGCGAGAUCGGUCAUGGUAGCUUUGGAGCCGUUUACUUUGCUCGAGAUGUGCGCAACAAUGAGGUGGUGGCCAUCAAGAAAAUGUCGUACAGUGGCAAGCAGACAAACGAGAAAUGGCAGGACAUCAUUAAAGAGGUGAAGUUCCUGCAGAAACUCCGCCACCCCAACACUAUUGAGUAUCGGGGAUGUUACCUGAAAGAGCACACAGCAUGGCUGGUGAUGGAGUACUGCCUCGGCUCAGCCUCGGACCUCCUCGAAGUUCACAAAAAGCCACUUCAGGAAAUAGAAAUAGCUGCUAUUACCCAUGGUGCACUGCAGGGAUUAGCAUAUCUUCACUCUCACAACAUGAUUCACAGGGACGUGAAAGCGGGAAACAUCCUGCUGACAGAGCCCGGUCAGGUUAAACUGGGGGACUUUGGUUCUGCUUCGAUCGUGGCUCCUGCCAACUCCUUCGUGGGGACUCCCUACUGGAUGGCUCCAGAGGUGAUCUUGGCGAUGGAUGAGGGCCAGUAUGACGGCAAGGUGGACGUCUGGUCGCUGGGCAUCACCUCGAUAGAGCUGGCGGAGAGGAAGCCCCCACUGUUUAAUAUGAAUGCUAUGAGUGCCUUAUAUCACAUCGCUCAGAAUGAAAGCCCCAUUCUUCAGUCCAAUCACUGGUCUGAUUCCUUCCGAAACUUUGUUGACUCUUGCCUACAGAAGAUUCCCCAGGACCGGCCUACCUCGGAUGUGCUGCUGAAUCAUCGGUUCUUGUGCCGUGAGCGUCCGCUGACGGUGAUCAUGGAUCUGAUCGCACGAACCAAGGAUGCAGUGCGAGAGCUAGACAACCUGCAAUACCGCAAGAUGAAGAAGAUCCUCUUCCAAGAGACGCAGCAGAACGGCCCCGUGUCUGAGGGAGGGGAGGAUGAGGAGGAGGUGGAGCAGUACCUGUUGCGAACAGGCACAGUUAACAGCAUGGAGAGCUCCCAGUCAGUGCCCAGCAUGUCCAUCUCAGCCAGUUCUCAGAGCAGCUCGGUCAACAGUCUGGCAGACGCCUCUGAUGACAGCAGCAGUGAGAUGGCCAUGAUGCAGGAGGGCGAGCACACCGUCACCUCCAACAGCUCCAUCAUCCACCGACCCACGGGUCAGGAUAACAUCUAUGAUGACCCCUACCAGCCAGAGAUGGACCAACCCCAGGCUCCCUCAGCCGGACGUCGUCGAGCCUACUACCGCAACCGUGACCACUUUGCUACUAUCCGAACUGCUUCUUUGGUAACCCGUCAGAUUCAGGAACAUGAGCAGGGCUCGGCACUGCGAGAGCAGAUGUCUGGCUACAAACGUAUGAGGCGGCAGCACCAGAAGCAGCUGAUGGGGCUAGAGAACAAGCUGAAGGCGGAGAUGGAUGAACAUCAGCUGAAGCUGGACAAAGAGCUGGAGAACCAGAAGAACAGCUUCUCCAAGCACCAGGCCAUCCUAGAGAAAGAGACGAAAGCAGCUCUGACGGAAGAGAAGAAGUUCCAGCAGCACAUACUGGGCCAGCAGAAGAAAGAAUUGACCAGUUUACUGGAGUCACAGAAACGGCAGUACCGUCAGCGAAAGGAUCAGUUGAAAGAGGAGCUGAAUGAGAACCAGUCGACUCCGAAGCGGGAGAAGCAGGAGUGGUUGAUCCGUCAGAAGGAGUGUCUGCAGCAGAUGCAGGCGGAGGAGGAGGCUAGCCUGCUCCGGAGGCAGAGGCAGUACUACGAGCUGCAGUGUCGCCAGUAUAAGAGGAAGAUGCUGCUGGCUCGCCACAACCUGGAGCAGGACCUGCUCAGAGAGGACCUGAACAAGAAGCAGACCCAGAAGGAUCUGGAGUGCGCCAUGCUGCUGCGGCACCACGAGUCCACCCAGGAGCUGGAGUUCAGGCAGCUGGGCUCAGUGCAACGGACCCGGGCCGACCUGAUCCGGACGCAACACCAGACUGAGCUCACAAACCAGAUGGAGUACAACAAGCGUCGGGAGCAAGAACUUCGUCAGAAACACGCCAUGGAGGUCCGGCAGCAGCCCAAGAGCCUCAAGGUAUGUAGGAGACUUGUGAGGGGGGUUCAUGUCUCAGAUUACUUAGGUGGUGGAAGAAGAUCCUUUACUUAAGUAACAGUAGAAAUACCAUGGUCUUAAGAUACUAAAUAUAUAGGGAUGUUACGUUUGUUACACAGAUUUGCUGUCUUAUAAUCAGAUGUCUCGAAUUUGUUGUGGUUUUCACACUACAUGACUGAGUGGUGACAGGGGGUCACACACUACAAGAUUCUUCACCAGGAGUAAUGAGUAUGUCAUGUGGUGCGUGGGUUGUUCCACAACCUGUGGGCAGGUCAAAAAGGGACAAAGCCGUUAUUAAUAACUUUCGGUAACAUUGCGGGCAAUAGUCCACCUUUCACCUUCUCCCUCCCACUCUCAGUCUAUUCUGAGAGGAAUCUGUGGUGCACUGAUAAACUUCUUUGCUCAUGUCUUAAAACAGUUUACACACAGGGCUUGAGCACCAAUUUGCCUCUGAUCUGGGAGCUUGUCAGGGAGCUUAAAAAAACUCAACAAGAGGAAAAGAGGACUAAAGACAUAUCUUGUGAAAUAGGCAUUGCAUUGACAAAUUUUCAUAGACUUUUGCGGCACCGCGUCAUGCAAAUUUUUCAAUC